Molecule: messenger RNA, 2073 nt
Organism: Girardinichthys multiradiatus
Lineage: Eukaryota; Metazoa; Chordata; Actinopteri; Cyprinodontiformes; Goodeidae
Gene: smim36
Product: small integral membrane protein 36
Exons: 1
Coding region: 181-510 (109 amino acids)
Source: RefSeq, a predicted model, not a curated record
AUCCAUCUCAUUUCAUCAUCUGAUGCUGUCCUCUGCUGUCUUUUGCUCUUUCUCUCUCAAUCAAGCCAGCUGUCCAUCCACUGUCCUUUAUAACAAUCUCUUUUUCUGUCUAUACUCAACACGUUUCCAUUGUUUCAUACAUCGUCCUCUCUAGAUCAGGGCGAGAUAUGAAGCGGCAUCAUGGGUUUUAUGGAAUUCUACUUGGAGAUUGACCCUGUCACCCUCAACCUCAUCAUCCUGGUGGCCAGCUAUGUCAUCCUGCUCCUGGUGUUCCUCAUCUCCUGUAUCCUAUACGACUGCCGUGGCAAAGACCCCACCAAGGAGUAUGCCCCAGACAACACACCGGCACCACAGAGCCAGUCGCCCAUACGCCUUGUAGUCAUGCAGAAUUCGCCGACCUCAGGUCGCUGUGAGCCCAACAACACAUUAGGACACAUGGAGCCCCCGACGCCAGACUUGAGCCGGGACAGAGCGGAGAGGGAGAGGGAGAAGAGAAGUACUCUGGUCUGAAGAAGAGGAUGAGAAUGCCGAGGGAGGAGGCAACCAUUAAGUGCUGUUGUAUCACUUCGUACUGUGUUUUUAUUCUUGGACUCUUAGUUUUUAUUUUUAAAGUUCCUGGAAGAUGUUGUUGACCUGCAGGAGUCCACAGAUGGUAAGCAGUUAAAAAUCAGAUUGAAUCAAAGGAGAUCAUAAAUCUAUAUAGAUUAAUCCCAGACUUUUAGAAACCAGUUUCUUAUGACAUACAUUAAGUUGGACCGGACCGGCUAUCCAACUUACAAAACUGGCAUAAGGGGAAUUUUUGGUUUGUUGAAAAUUUUAAGAAUUAAAACAAAACAAACAAAAAAAAAAAAGGAUUUUUUGAUAAAUUAAAGAAAACGUUUCCUGCUAAACUGACACCCUAUGAUGUGCCAUUUAAAAGUCUGAGUAUUAAAAAUAACAAAUAAAGCUAUUUUAUUUUAAAUCCUUAAAAUAUUUUUACAUUUGCUCCAAAAUCCAGUAAAUAAAAUCUUAAUUUUCCUUAGUAUAAAAAACUACAAAUUCUUUAAAAACUGAGCUGUAAAUCAAAUUAUGAUGCUAAAGAGAAAAACUAAUUUAUGACUAGUAAUAGACCUAAACCUUCCAAAUGAUCUUUUAGUGAAAUGGGGUUAAAAUAAAAAUAUUAAAAUGCUGAAGGUAAAAACUUUUGGUUUCAAUAAAAUUCGGACAGCAUAAAAAUAGCUUCACAUGUCUUUUUAAGUAGACAAAACUGACCAUCCUGAGAGUUUUGUCCAACUGAGUAAUAUAAUUUGCCUUAUAGGGACUCAACUGAGGAUUUGACACAGUGAAUCAUGCUGGGGUCAAACAUAUGGGGAAAGGUUGGUUCAACUCAUUGUUAGAGGACUUGUUUAAAUGUUUGAGUCCAGCUUCACCGUGUUAAAAAAGGUCAACCUAAAGCUUCUUUAGCAUGAAAACUGUAAUGCUCAGCCUAAUAAAGUUAUAUUCUAGCUACAAAUUUAUUAAACUACAUUUACUGAAUCAUCUUGCAUACAAACAUCUGCAUGUUUUCAAGCAUUACAGUUCAAAGUGUAUUGAGGUCAUCUAUUCAUGCAGCAGAUCCUCUUACUGUCGUUCCAGCAAUCUGUUUGCUCCAUUUGUAUUCAUACAUUAGUAAUGGUAUAGAAUAAAAUCGUACAAAUGUGCUUCCAUUUGUGCCGUAACAAUUAAAACCAUAGCAGCUGAUUCGUUCUUUUUAUCAGAUAAAGAUUAAAACCUUAUCAGUUUCAGGAUAAUAGAUUGGUCUAAAGUAAAAUAAAACUUUCAAAUGUGGUAUACCCAGAAAUAGUCUGAAAAAUGUUUAUUGUGCCGAGGGUGCUCCUAAAGAGAAGAAUGUAUUUAAUAACAGGUCUGAGCAGGCCUUUUAUGAUCAGCUAAAGCCAAAAACAUGUUCCAUAACUGGUGCAGCUGUGUCAAUUAGUUGGUGAUUUGUGAUUAGGAUGGGAUAUGAUAAUCAGAAAAAGUCCAGCACAGACGUUUGCGAAGUUAUUUAUACAGUAACUACCAAUAAAAUUUGAAAGUUAGUUGUUUAAAGUAAAA